Molecule: messenger RNA, 2235 nt
Organism: Dichomitus squalens LYAD-421 SS1
Lineage: Eukaryota; Fungi; Basidiomycota; Agaricomycetes; Polyporales; Polyporaceae
Product: glycoside hydrolase family 37 protein
Exons: 8
Coding region: 1-2235 (744 amino acids)
Biological process (GO): trehalose catabolic process
Molecular function (GO): alpha,alpha-trehalase activity
Source: RefSeq, a predicted model, not a curated record
AUGCUUGUCGGCGUCGCGCGCGCGAUGCCUCAGGCGUCCGUCAGCAGCGCAACUGCACCGUCCAUCACGCUUUCGACCGCGGUUGCGAGUCCUAGUGUCCCCUUGUCGUCGCCCGUUCCCUCGCAAAUCCCUCUACCUCCUAAGCAGGCAUGGUGCCCGAGCGAAAUUUUCUGUGCUGGGGAGCUCUUGCAAACGGUCAACCUCGCAGCCGCAUAUUCCGACCCCAAGACUUUCGUAGACAAGCCAACAUCAAAGUCCUCUCACGACGUUCUGGCCGCCUUUGACGCGAUCGGCAACACGACUGCUACGGAAGGUGACAUCGUAACUUUCCUCGACACCAACUUCCGUGGAGAGGGGCUUGAACUCGAGGCCGUUGCGCUCUCAAACUUUAACGACAAUCCCGCGUUUUUGAACAAUGUCUCCGAUCCGCUCGUCAGGGCAUUCUCGCAGACCGUUCAUGGCUACUGGACGUCGCUUAUUCGGAACACAAAUCAGACUGCGCUCUGCCAAGAGGGCACGGAAUCUGGGCCAUGCGAGAGCACCCUCAUUGCCCUCAACCAUACCUUCGUAGUUCCUGGUGGUCGCUUCCGCGAGCAAUACUAUUGGGAUUCCUAUUGGAUCGUCCAGGGCCUCAUCAAGUCCGAGCUCUUCGACACAGUCAAGGACACGCUGGAAAACUUCAUGGACGAGAUCCAGAACUUUGGCUUCAUCCCCAAUGGUGGCCGCAUUUACUACCUUGACCGCUCUCAGCCGCCCUUGUUCAUUCACAUGUUGUCCGACUACGUAGCCGCUACGAACGACACCUCCGUGUUGGAUCGGGCUCUGCCUUUGGCUGAGAAAGAACUCGCUUGGUGGGCUACUCAGCGCACGGUGAAUGUCACGAGCCCCUUCACGAACAAGACUUACGCUCUCGCUCACUACGCUGUGAACAACACUGCGCCUCGCCCGGAGUCCUACCUGACUGAUUACCUCACUGCGAAUGAUCCAACGCUGCAGACCCCCCUCACCGCGGACGAGCGCUCGAACCUCUACGCCGAGCUUGCAUCUGGCGCUGAGACCGGCUGGGACUACUCUUCGCGUUGGGCGAAGGAACCCCUUGCGGGCACUGCCACGAACCAGAACCCCGUACUGCGCUCGCUCAACGUCCGUAGCAUCAUCCCCGUCUGCCUCAACAGCAUCCUCUACAAGGCCCACACCCUUCUUGCAGACCUCUAUGACAGCCAGAACAACGCGACCGCUGCAUCCACACACCGCAACACCGCCGAUGUCUUCCGUUCCGGGGUUCUCGAUCUGUUCUGGGACGCGUCGAAGCUCGCGUUCUACGACUUUAAUUUGACGGCCAACGCACGCAGCUCUAUCUACUCUGCGGCGACGUUCUACCCGCUCUGGAAUGGGAUCAUCCCAGACGAGCUGCUCUCGUCGUCUCAGAAUGCGUUCGGGUUCUUCGCGGCGCUCAACAUGGUCCUUAACCGUUACAACGGUACCUUCCCUGUCACGUUUAUUCAGACCGGCUUGCAAUGGGAUGCCCCCAACGCGUGGCCCCCACACCAGUACAUCGCGCUCGAGGCCCUUCGCGUGCUCCCUUCAAAUAUCACAAGUAACCCACUCCCGACUCCCAACGGUACACAGUCUACGUUCGACCUCAUUCCGUCAGGCCAGAUUGGUGUCUCUGAGGACGCGCUUCCUGCGCAGGCCAUUGCCCCUGGAAAGAACGCCAGCCAGUCGGGCCCAUCUGCUGAUGUCAGCAAGCUCAACGGCACGGUAGUCAAUGGGGGUAACAAGACCGACGGCGAGGGCUGGGCGGCGACCCUCCAGAGGGAGCUAGCAAACCGGUACAUCGCCAGCGCGCUGUGCAGUUGGCACGCAACAGGCGGAGAGAUCCAAGGAUUGCUGCCUCGGUUGUCUGAUCAGGAGUUGAACGUGACCCAGAGUGUAAAUAACACGGGUAAUAUGUUCGAGAAGUUCUCUAUCUCGGACAUCGACUCCGCGGGCCGCGGUGGCGAGUAUACCGUGCAGGCGGGCUUCGGCUGGACGAACGGCGCAGUCCUCUGGGUUGCGAGCAACUUCGGCGACAAGCUCGUCGCACCUGAAUGCCCUGAUGUCCUCCAGAGCGCUGCAGCGACGUCGGGCACAACCUCUACUGGUGGAAGCGGAAAUAACGCCGCGUCGAGCGCGCGCGCUCCUGCUGCCUUCGUCGCUGCAAUCGCGCUGUUUGCUGCGUUGGCGAUGCUUUGA